This is a messenger RNA of Physcomitrium patens, 2052 nucleotides long. Its product is annotated as transcription initiation factor IIB. NCBI's taxonomy places the organism in Eukaryota, Viridiplantae, Streptophyta, Bryopsida, Funariales, Funariaceae. Gene Ontology annotation, molecular function: TBP-class protein binding. Gene Ontology annotation, biological process: transcription preinitiation complex assembly; DNA-templated transcription initiation. Gene Ontology annotation, cellular component: transcription preinitiation complex; nucleus. The record is from RefSeq and is a predicted model, not a curated record.
CACAUUCUCACUUGUUGUCCACGGCGCUUGUGCCCUCUUCGUCUGGUGCCGAGAGAGCGUAGCCCAGUGCCCAACCAGCACCCAUGUGUGUAUACCUCUUCACAACCAGCACCCUGUGUAUACCUCUUCACGGAACCGAACUCGUCCUCUCACGCUGACACUGCUUGCUGGGUCGAAAAUUCAAGGAAACGCGACUAAUACAGAGGAAUAACACAGCCGUAGGUUUUGGAAUUUCAAUGAUGUAGUGGUGGUGUGAUUAUGGUGCUGAGAUAGAUGUUGAGAGAUGGCUGGAGUGAUCUAAGGAAUAUGCGAUUUGUUGUUGGGUUCGUGGUGAAUUGCGUGAAGAAUUAUCCACACUUGUAGAAACCCUAAUUUUCGUUUGUUCCAGUAACUCUUGCGUUUGGUGCCGACAUCGAUCUUUGAGGGGAAGAUUCGAGCUUUGGCUAUAACAUCGGUGGAGUGGCAUAUGAAUGGGUUUGGGUAGUUGCUUGACGACAUAAAUUUCUCCCUUGAGUUGCAGUUAUUGGAGGGGGAGCUCAAGUCCAGACGUCCAGACGAGAGCAGUUCGUUUUGCAUUAAUCUGAAAGCGCAAAGUAUCCGAAGAUGAACAAGACAGUGUGUCCUGAGUGUCGGAAGGCGACAGAGGUGGUAGUGGACCAUGCCGCGGGGGACAUGGUGUGUGCAGAAUGCGGAUUAGUCUUAGAGCAGCAUUCCGUAGAUGAAAGCUCGGAAUGGCGAACGUUUUCGGAUUCAACUUCCAGCGACCCAGUCCGUGUCGGUGGUCCUUCCAAUCCCCUCCUCACAGAUGGUGGGCUGUCAACCAUCAUAUCCAAGCCCAACGGUGCGCAGGGCGAUUUCAUGUCAUCUCUUGGACGUUGGCAGAACAGGGGCUCAAAUCCUGAUCGGUCUCUUAUCAUUGCUUUUCGAUCAAUUGGAACCAUGGCAGACAGGCUCGGACUAGUGUCAACAAUCAAGGAUCGGGCCAAUGAGAUAUAUAAGAAGGUGGAAGACCUGAAAUCUAUCCGUGGUCGAAGUCAGGAUGCGAUACUGGCUGCCUGCUUAUACAUCGCUUGCCGACAGGAAGAUAAACCUCGAACAUUCAAAGAAAUAUGCUCAGUUGCUAAUGGAGCAUCGAAGAAGGACAUUGGGAGAGCAACCAAGUUUAUUGUGAAGCAAUUAGAAGAGGAUAUGGGUAUUUCUAUGGAGAUGGGAACAAUCCAUGCUGGUGACUUCUUGAGGAGAUUCUGCUCGCAUCUGAAUAUGGAAAACAACGAGGUCAGAGCUGCCACAGAGACGGUAAAGAAGUCAGAGAUGCUGGAUAUCCGAAAAAGUCCAAUAUCAGUUGCUGCUGCUGCUAUAUACAUGAUCUCACAGCUUAAUGAAAAAGAUAAGAAAGCUCUAAAAGACAUAUCAAGGGUGGCUGGGGUGGCUGAAGUGACUAUCCGAAAUUCUUACAAGGAUCUCUAUCCCCACGCAGCCAAGCUCAUACCCGACUGGUUUCUUAAAGAAGUUGAUUUGAAGAAUUUGCCAGCUCCUUAGAGCUUUUCUGUUCUUCGCUAGAGUGGAAGAGUAUAGGCAGGCGGUCCUUGAACCGCCAAAGGCUGCCAUCAGGUGUGAUGACACAUUCCAUCACGCCUGGAAAGUACUCCGGGUUUUUGACAUAUAGGAAGAUUAAAGCGAUUGGAUUUCCUUAAUCAAAGGUUGGAGGUCCAUAAUCAAUCAAGGUUAGCAUCGGGAGUGUAGAUGAGAUUGUUGGAAAAGAUGACCGUGAUUUGUUUUCUUAGUGAUAAAAAAAGAAUUUACUAGUAAUGCUUGUGUGCAUAGAAUUAGACUUCAUGAAUUUAACUGGUUAACCACUUUUAGCCGCCUACCAUUUUGUUCCUAACAAUCUUGGUUAGCAAUUUUGCUUCUCAAUUUAGACAAAUUGUCUGCAAAAUGCAUGUCAAACGUAUAAAAGUUUAACAGCUUUGUACAAUAGUUCACAUUUUUGUGUUUUCAAUGUGAGAUUGGAGACUUGAUUCAUAAAGAAAUAAAAUGUUGCUCAUACUGAAA